AUGGCAUCUCACGUGCCGAUACUUGCUGUACAACCGGACGACCAUCACCGCGCCGACGCGAAGACGCGCAACUCUGCAGCUAUCAACGGCCUCCCCACCCGCGACUCCAAUAUACAGCCCGCCAUGGCUCCAGCAGCAGACGACACCGUGCGCGUGCGCGCGCCGGCGCAAAAGAUCCCAUCAGCAUUGCGACUCCCACUCGUCGCGUUGACGUCUCUCAGCCUCAGCUCGAUACUGUACUCCGGCGUGUCGGGCUUCGCUGGACCAGAGCUGGCCGCGGUCAGUCGCGACCUGACGUCGGCAUGGCACAUCGGGGCAAUGGUCUUGUGGAAGCUUUCGGAGCUUAGCAUCGCAUGGUACGCGUGCUACGACUACCUGGAUCUCGCCUACCUCACGCUGCUCAACAACGUGCCCCACUACUUCCUGCUCAACACCUUCUACGGCAUCGACUUCUUCGCGACCAUCAUUCCGCUCCUCAUCGACAUUGUCACGAUCGCGUUGCCCUUCUGGCUGUUCCGCACUCUCAAUCAUGGUCAUGACACUUCCGGUCCUAGGACCGACAACCAACGCGUCGCGCAAGACAAGGGCACCCAAUACUUGACGGCGCUGUUCGGCUCGUCGAUAUACUCGCUGGUAGUCUAUGGAAGCUUUGUAACCUGGCUUCCAGUAUACAUUGUUCUCCACUUUGAUGGAGUUAGAAGUCUUGAGAAGGCGCAUACCACUGCCAUCUGGACUCUGGUUGGCUUGUUUGCGCCAUUGGGCUACGCAGCGACUCAGUUCGUCUUCGUGCCAGCCAUUGGCUCUCACGGCAACCCUGGCAUUACCGAUUCAGCUGUGGCGCCUUUCGACACCGUGCAGAGCGGUUUCGUGGCGACUAUCCUCCAUAACUUUCGUCUUGAUAGCACUGUCUUCACGCGGAGAGCAGAGAUCCUGGCAAAGCGCACUGCGAUCCUGGCUGCAUGCUCAUUCCUAAACACCUUUGUUCGCACUUACUUCACGAUCGAGGGCACGGAACUCGUCGGUUCCCUUGGAUGGGCUGGUGUGUGGGCCGCCGCUGCCGGCCUGACCGGAGUGGCGUAUGCCUGGGUGGGCAACGAGUAA
Messenger RNA from Fulvia fulva, 1101 nucleotides. RefSeq lists its product as uncharacterized. The transcript is spliced from 2 exons. NCBI's taxonomy places the organism in Eukaryota, Fungi, Ascomycota, Dothideomycetes, Mycosphaerellales, Mycosphaerellaceae. Bases 1 to 1101 code for a protein of 366 amino acids. The record is from RefSeq and is a predicted model, not a curated record.